AUGGGACAUAGUAAGAAACAAAAAUUACAUAAAAUUGUACAGAUUAUUAUUCAAAGUGAACCAGAAAAACUUCUAAGUACUCCAAACAAGAAAGACAUUUCAAGUGCUAAAGAAGAAUUUAAUUCAGGAGAUGAGAUAACCAGAUAUUAUAAUUCAACGACUAGUGAUAUGCAAAAUGUACAGAAUCAAAUGACCAUGAUCAUUCAAGAUAUACAAAGAAAGGUUAACGAAAUAUAUGUAGAUCGGAAAGCAGCUGGCUUUGGUAACGGUCAAGUAGAAAGUAAUACAAAGUGGAUAAAUGCUCAGCGAAUUUCACGUCAAGCACAAAGCAAUAUCGUACAGCGUAUUAAAGAUACUAUCCACAAUGAAUUUACCGAUCUUUCUAAACCAGAAAAUCGAUUUUAG
This is a messenger RNA of Entrophospora sp. SA101, 405 nucleotides long. NCBI's taxonomy places the organism in Eukaryota, Fungi, Glomeromycota, Glomeromycetes, Entrophosporales, Entrophosporaceae. The record is from the annotation of a GenBank genome assembly.